Rhincodon typus (whale shark) is the source of this 1936-nucleotide messenger RNA. Its product is annotated as FAST kinase domain-containing protein 3, mitochondrial-like. NCBI's taxonomy places the organism in Eukaryota, Metazoa, Chordata, Chondrichthyes, Orectolobiformes, Rhincodontidae. The coding region runs from base 359 to 1936 and encodes 525 amino acids. The transcript has 4 exons. Gene Ontology annotation, molecular function: RNA binding. Gene Ontology annotation, biological process: mitochondrial RNA processing; regulation of mitochondrial mRNA stability. Gene Ontology annotation, cellular component: ribonucleoprotein granule; mitochondrial matrix. The record is from RefSeq and is a predicted model, not a curated record.
GAAAGAAAGAUGGAGUGAGUGUGAAAGGGGAUUAUGAGGAGGAGAAGCCCGAAGCCCAGGGUCCAGUCUCUCUGGGGCAGGAGGGUAGUAAGAAGCCGAGGCCCGGUGUUAGGCCGCGGGGAGGUCAGUCUCGGUGUGGGACAGGCCCCGAUCCUCUUUGGAGUCUCCCCGCGGCCACCUCUUUCGGGCUGGCCCGGGUAAAAGGGGCAGGCACAGGGAGCUUAAAUCAGCAGCUGAGGACCACCGACUCCUCAAUAGUCUGCCAUCGAGGGCCUCAGUCUGUCAGAUUUAACCCCACAGUAAAUAGUGUUUACUGGAAGUUUUACAUCAGGUGACGAGUAACAUUGCUGAAGCUGCUAUGGCAUUAAAUCUUCGAAGAGUGGUUCAUUUUCUUUCGCCGGACUUACAGACAUACAACAUUUUACAAAUUGUCAAGCGGCAGUUGUUUUCCUGUAAAAGCCUUAACAAAACUCUGUAUCCACAACAUAGCAAGACUUUGUCAGUAGGACCUACAAAGGCAUGGUAUCAUCAGAUUCCCGAUAAAGGAUACCACAACAUCGUCAAAGAUCAGCCUGGUUCCACUUUGGGAACAGUGUGUCUCCAUGGCGAUGCUGGGGAGUACCUUAAUUUGGAUGACAAGCAGCGCACAUCCUCCAAUGAACAGGAGUUUUUAGAACAUUUGAACAACUGUAAAACUGCAAAGCACAUCUUUAAAUUUCUGAACUCUUCAGGUUCCAUUACAGAUACAAUGGCUGCUGCUGCCUUGCUUAGAAUAUCGCAGAUUGAAAGAGAUGGGAGUAGUCUGAAGGACCCUGGGGCACUGCUGGAGAAUGAGGCAUUCAAGGCAUUGUGCUUCCACUUUGAGCAUGAGUCUUUGAGGCUCAGCAGUACAGGACUGGUGACUGCUCUAUAUGCUUACGUUCAACUGUAUGUGGACCCAAAGAGCACACUCAUGUUGCGGCUAAUGUCGGAAUGUCAGAUGCGGCUUAACAAUGGACAGAUGACCAUUACAGACUUGUGUUUGUUGGGCAAGGCCUUGCUGGACUUGGAAGGCCCAGGGUGUAGAAUGUUUAAGCAAGUAAUGGUUGAAAUUCAAAGAAUCAAAAUUGUUGACUGGACAUCUGAAGAGAUAAUAAUGGUUUAUAAUUUGCUGGGGGCUACUGCGGGAGAAGGAGGAAAUUAUCAGCAGUUGUUGAACAAAAUGAAUACUUACACCCUUCAUUUAGCUUCCAAGUUGAAUCGUAAAGCCAAAAAUGAGAUACUCAAUGCAAUGGUUGUCCUUAAACAAACUCAAGCACUUCCUUUAGUGAUUAAUCUAUGUAAACAUUCAGUGAGACAUGUUCCUCAAUUCUCAGACCAGGAGCUCAUAGUUGUACUGAAUGCUCUCAUGUACUUUGGACAUAGUGACAGAUUUUUCACUGAUGCUCUGGAGCAAAAUGUUCCCAAAAAAACCUUUUCGUUAAAACCAGAGGCAAUCAGCAAAGUGAUGCAAUACUGCAGCCAACGGCGAAUUCUGUCACUUCCCAUAUUUGAUGCAGUCGCUGAGAGUUUUGUUUACAAUUCAGAUAAUUUUACAACUAAAGAAAUUGCCUUACAAAUUAUGCCAUUUGGCAAGCUGAAUUAUCUGCCACCAAAUGCUAGUCAGCUCUUCAAAAAGAUUGAAAACUUAUUAAGAGGACGAUUUUCACAAUUUCAGCCACGUAUUUUGUUGAACCUUCUUCAUUCCUGUAUAUUAUUAGAACGCUUUCCUGUGAAUUUUGUAGCCAAAAUCUUCAGUCCAUACUUUUUGCAGCAGCUGGAAGGGCUUGAUGGCCAAGAUAAGUGUGUUCAUGACAAAGCCAACACAUUGAGCAUCUACCUGAAAAUCCUUGCAAUACGCACCAAUGGAAAGGGUGAUGUUGGUGAACAGGUGGAAUGUGAUUUUGUCCUCGUAUAA